Ipomoea triloba (trilobed morning glory) is the source of this 1983-nucleotide messenger RNA. Its product is annotated as cytokinin dehydrogenase 5. NCBI's taxonomy places the organism in Eukaryota, Viridiplantae, Streptophyta, Magnoliopsida, Solanales, Convolvulaceae. The transcript is spliced from 5 exons. Gene Ontology annotation, molecular function: cytokinin dehydrogenase activity; FAD binding. Bases 218 to 1795 code for a protein of 525 amino acids. Gene Ontology annotation, biological process: cytokinin metabolic process. The record is from RefSeq and is a predicted model, not a curated record.
CUCAAAAUUAAAAAAAAUAAAAUUAUUAUUAUUAUUAUUAUUAUUAUUAUUAACGUGAAUGAUAUUUGCAGAAUCUCGAUCUCUGCAUGUUAAAGCGCAAUCCGGCUUACGUUAGCUGCUGCCAGGAGGUUUUGUUCCGUUCCCCAUACUAACUGCUCCUAUCGUACGCCGCUCCUUCUCCCGGCGCAUUCUCUUAUCCUUCACCGCUCUAACCGCCAUGGCCACGAAGCUUCUGUUGACGCUGGCGAUAUGCAGGCUGAUCGUCGCCGUCGGGCUAACAUUGGACCCGACGGAGCUCUCGCGCCUCGCCGUGCGCGGCGAGCUCAGCUCGGAGCCGGCGGACUUGGCGGCGGCGUCCGUUGACUUCGGCGGCACGCGGAGGGCGGAGGCGAUGGCGGUGCUCUAUCCCGCGGACGCCGACGACGUCGCGCGGCUAAUCACGGCGGCGUACGAGUCGGCGCACGGCUUCACCGUCUCCGCUCGCGGCCACGGCCAUUCGAUCAACGGCCAGGCCAUGACGGCGUCCGGCGUCGUCGUGCAAAUGAGCCGCGCCGCCGCCACCGCCGUCCCCAAGCCGCUGGUAUCGGAGAAGUUUAUGUUCGCCGACGUUUGGGGCGGGGAGCUAUGGAUUGAUGUGCUCAAGUCCACCUUAGAGCAUGGACUCGCACCCAAAUCGUGGACCGAUUACUUGUACCUUUCCGUUGGAGGUACUCUCUCCAAUGCAGGCAUCAGCGGCCAAGCAUUCAAUCACGGCCCUCAGAUUUCCAACGUCCACGAGCUCGAUGUCGUCACAGGUAAAGGUGAAAGUGUGACAUGUUCAGAAGAGCAAAACUCAGAGCUAUUCCAUGCAGUGCUGGGAGGACUAGGACAGUUUGGGGUAAUCACAAGAGCCAGAAUUGCACUUGAACAUGCUCCUCAAAGGGUGAGGUGGAUAAGGGUACUGUACUCGGAUUUCCAGGCGUUCACGAAAGACCAAGAGUAUCUCAUCUCUCUGCAUGGGCAACCGCCGUCGCAGAAGUUCGAUUACGUCGAAGGUUUCGUGAUAGUCGAUGAAGGCCUCAUUAACAACUGGAGAUCAUCCUUCUUUUCGCCGCGUAAUCCGGUCAAGUUUUCGUCUGUCAAGUCCGACGGCGGCGUGCUGUACUGCCUGGAGAUCACUAAGAACUACGACCAAUCAACCGCCGACACCGUGGAUCAGGAGAUAGAUGCGUUAUUGAAGAAGUUAAAAUUUAUCCCGAGCUCAGUUUUCACAACGGACCUACCCUACGUAGAUUUUCUGGACCGGGUUCACAAGGCGGAGUUGAAACUCCGGUCCAAGGGGCUGUGGGACGUGCCGCACCCGUGGCUGAACCUCUUCGUCCCCAAAUCAAGAAUCGAGGAGUUUGACAGAGGGGUGUUCAAGGGCAUUUUGGGGAAUAAGACCAGUGGGCCUAUCCUUAUCUACCCCAUGAACAAGAACAAAUGGGACGAGAGGACUUCGGCGGUGACACCGGAAGAUGAGGUGUUUUAUCUAGUGGCGUUUCUAAGAUCCGCCGUAGAGAAUGGCAACGAAUCUCAAACGUUAGAAAAUCUUCAAAGCCAAAAUCGAGACAUCCUUAAAUUCUGCAAAGAAUCAGGAAUCCAAAUGAAGCAGUAUCUCCCCCAUUACAGCACACAACAAGAAUGGAAAGAGCAUUUUGGAGAGAAGUGGGAGAGGUUCCAGCAGAGGAAAUUACAGUUCGAUCCAAAGCAUAUUUUGUCCACCGGACAACUCAUCUUCACCCCAUCUUUUAACGCCAUGACAGCUUCAUGGUGACAGCUAGCUCAGCUAGCUAUUGUGUAUCAUUAAGUCAGUUAUCAAACGUUUAACUUUUAUUAGUAGUGACAGGUUGUACAUAAUUAAGGGGUAGGAAGUGAAAGUUGUAGCAUUAAUUUUUUUUCCCUUUGUUUAGGGUUAAUUCCUCGAGGUAAUUUAAUAAAAUAUUAUAUUUUCAUGUCAUUCAA